ACUGCUGAGAUCCUCUAUGGCGACGUCUUCAUUAAUCGUUAUCAUUAUCAGCUUCACAGAAGUUUAUAGAAAAUAUAGAGUUUUAUAUCAUUCGUUUCGAAAUUAUUUGUUAAUCGUCGAUUCGUUGAUUUGGGUCAUUUAAAUUCAAAAGAAAUUUUUAUUUGUUAAAAUUGAUUGAACAGUGGAAUCGAAUGAUGAAAAUUGCAAAAACUAGUUCAAAUCAUUUCUUUAUCGUUUUAAAGAAAAAAUUUUGAAUAUCAAUGACAAUUCGCGAUUUUCAGGUAAUUAAUUCGCCUUCUUAAAUGUCGCCCUUUGUUUUCACCCUUUGCUAACACUUCAUUAUUCUUAUUUAUUGCCAUUUUUUUUCUUUUUUCAAAUUCUUAUCGAAUUUUUUUUUACUGUAAGUUUUAUUUGUUACUUGAUUUUUGCAGUCUGAGAAGGUGUAGAUUUGAAUGUUGGCAAAUGGGAGGUCAGUAUCUGAUUUAUGUUACGAUUUAUUUUUUUUCUUUUUUAAUUUUAUCUGAGAAUUUUUACAAUAUUUCUGUCACUUUCAGUGGAUAUUGAUUUUUGUCUUUUUUUAAAAUGGAAAUUCAGGAAGAUCGAUGGCGACAAUCUUAUGCGAUAUUAAUUGCAAAUUUACAAAUAAUCUGUUCAUUAUUUAGUAUUCAUUCUUCCUUCUCAGUGUCACACGUCAUUGACGCUAUGACUGGACUCAAGAAAUGAGUCCUCUUCGCCAAAUUAUGUUAUUUGGGCACAAGAAAUGCUAUAAAUUAUGAAAACAUUAAUUCAUGAAUUUUUUAGAACUGGGCGCAACUUCACAUUUGCUGCAAAUAACUUUAAAGAACUCGAAAAAUGGAUAUCUAUUUAAGCGAUAAUAUUUUAUCAGUUCCAUGUCGUUGAUUUUAAAUUUUGAUGGUUUUCGUUAAUUGCCAUUUUAAUACUUCGAAAGGAAAACUAUUUGCAUCAUUGCAUUAAUUAUCUACUGGCUUAUGAUGACAUUUUAGAGCUCAAACAGGAGCCAAGGACUAUUAUUGUAAAUUGAGGUCACUGCAAUAAGUUGGCUAUGUAACAAAUUUUGAGCAGAUAGAUGAUUUAAUGAUGAUUUUGUUUUUGCUUGUAUAUUACUGAAGUUCGCAUGAUAAUUUGUUUUCGUUAUUCUUUUUUGUAAAUAUUUUCAUUAAUCGUAAUAUCUCCUUUUUUCCACCUGGUGCAUACGCAACAAAUGCAAGGGUAAAUUGCUUGCGUGAUCACAUAAGUUGCAUAUAGCUAUAUUCA
Messenger RNA from Dracunculus medinensis (Guinea worm), 1275 nucleotides. NCBI's taxonomy places the organism in Eukaryota, Metazoa, Nematoda, Chromadorea, Rhabditida, Dracunculidae. The record is from the annotation of a GenBank genome assembly.